AAGGAUCCUAUGCUCGCAGCCCAUUGCCGCUCAGCGGCUCGGAAGAGAAACUGGCGGAUCAAGACGAAGUAAACUCGUGGCCUUCCGAGUCGGAGGAUGCUGAAGCGACGGAGGUUGCGGUAACUUCGGGCAGAGUCUUGGUCAGUCCAAGCCAUCCGUGCGAGACGUUGCGCUAUUGCAGACAUUUGACGCCGUCUAGAGGCUUCGCAUUCCGAAAUAGCACGAUGUCGAGCUCGAUUGAGCGGCGGAACGCAGUGCUGGGGGUGCAAGUGCGGGUCGCGAUGUCGAGCAUCCCGCCCUCACGGGCACAGCUUGGCUUAGCGAUAAGCAGCACAAAAGAGCGACGGAGAGAUGGCUGGAGGAAGUUCGAUUGCGUCUGAGGGCGGAGAUGCGGGUGGAAAGGCUCGAAGAGGAGCUUGCACAGACGAAGGCAAAGGUAGAGCGCAUCGAGACCAGCUACAAUGAGGAGAAGAUUCAAGAGAGGGAGCGCUUCGAUGCUCUCGCCGUAGAGCUUAGCAUCGCAAGGUGCCAGAUUGAGGAUCUGCAAGAAGACCUGGACAGCGCAAGUGCCGAGCAAGAGAUACAAGGAAAGACGGACAAAGACUACCAGAACCUCAAAGAUGCCAUGCUGCGCAUGUGGCUCAGCACUCCAGAGUCGAUUCGUGAUGAGAUCCUUGCAACGACACGUCACGUAGCUAGCUCUGAGACCUCCCGUUCUUAAGGAUCUGCAUUGAACUUCUUUUACGCAUGUAAUUGUCUGUUCAAGACGAAACCCCCAAAAGUAGGUGCAAGUCGCGACCGAAUCAUGAUGUUUAUAUCAGCGAG
Molecule: messenger RNA, 825 nt
Organism: Ceraceosorus guamensis
Lineage: Eukaryota; Fungi; Basidiomycota; Exobasidiomycetes; Ceraceosorales; Ceraceosoraceae
Exons: 2
Coding region: 389-721 (110 amino acids)
Source: RefSeq, a predicted model, not a curated record